This is a messenger RNA of Sclerotinia sclerotiorum 1980 UF-70, 1290 nucleotides long. RefSeq lists its product as hypothetical. The record is from RefSeq and is a predicted model, not a curated record. Lineage: Eukaryota; Fungi; Ascomycota; Leotiomycetes; Helotiales; Sclerotiniaceae. Gene Ontology annotation, molecular function: protein binding. The coding region runs from base 1 to 1290 and encodes 429 amino acids. The transcript has a single exon.
AUGGAACCAGUUGCUGCAACAGCUGCUGCAUAUGGUGUCGAAACUGCAAUUGAAGGAGGAAUUGCUGCUUAUUAUCUAUCCAAACCGACAAUACCUCUAAAAGGACACCUCGAACAUGUCACAACCACUGAUGCAUUACCGCGAUGUGGACAUACAAUGUCAGUGAUUAGUGAUAGAGCAUAUAUUUUUGGUGGUUCCGAGGAUCUGGAAUCUGUGGAAUUAGGCAAUGAUAUGCAUGAGCUUCACAUCUCAACCGAUGAGAAUAACACAACUGCACUUUUACGGUCAAUACCAGCAGUCGGAGAUGGGGAAUUGAACAAGGCGCCUGUACCAUCGGCUCGCAUAUUCCAUUCAGCUACGGUUGCUCGAAACCGUAUCUUCAUUUUUGGCGGCAAUGGAUAUUCAUCUGGUAAGCAAAACCUUAAGCCGUUGGAAGAGAAUGGCCGAUUGUGGAUUUUUGACCCACUAUCAUCGAAGUGGUCGUUCCUGGAUCCUCCUCCACAUACAACAUUUCCCCUUUCUAGGUCGGAUCAUAUCAGCACAUCGAGUCCUGAUGGAUCUGCAAUCUUCAUCCAUGGGGGGAAAUCAUCUGAUGACGUGCUUUCGAAUGAUGUAUGGGUGUUUUACUUGGAUGAAGGGAAGUGGACCAGGCUCCCAGAUGCACUAGGGCUACCGAGGUCCGGAACCAAUCUCGCUUGUGGACAGGGAAAAUUAUGGAAGUUUAACGGUAGUAAAGAGGUAUCUGAAGGCUCGGGCCUCCGGGGGUCAAUACACUUUUUGGAGUAUCCUACCGGUGGUACAGUAGAUGAUGUGACUAAAGAUUUGGCUCAUAGUUCUUUGGGCAUUCCCAAAAUUGACUGCCAAUGGGAGAAAUUGGAUACGGGAUCGAGCAAAUCUGUGGAGACACCAUUUUCUAGCGAUUAUGCAGCCUUAAAUUUCAUUACCACUGGAAAUGGCAGAGAUUAUCUAUUGUUAGCUUUAGGAUCCGACGGCGGAGAAUAUUCUUCGGAUAUUUGGGUCCAUCAGCUCCCCUCAGUGCAAUACUCAGGUGCAAAGGUGAAAGACGUCGUACGAGAGAAUUUACCUGGCGUAGAAAGUCAUGUGGGGGAAUGGUCCCGUCUCGAAAUCAGUGGAAUAGAGGUCGGUGGGGAUGAAGAGAAAGGUGGGGCAUGGACUGGUAGACGUUAUUUUGGAAGCUCAAUGACGGGCACGAAACAAUUUAUGAUUUGGGGAGGACUUAGUCCAAAUAAUGAGACGCUUGGUGAUGGGUGGAGGGUUAUUAUUGACUAG